CUCUCUCUUUUCUCACCCUAACCCAAAUGGAAUUUUAGAGAGAGAAACUAAGGGUUGGUUCGGUUGCCACCACCACACAGUUGUUUGUUAGUUAUGCUGGUGUGUAAGUGGAAGCUGAGACUUGGUUGUUAUGUUUUCAAUUUGUGCCUCUGCUGCUUUGACUGUCUAGAGGGACUUUGGUUCCCAACAGAUGUGCCCAGUGCAAGAUUGUUGCACCUACUGUAAGCACAAAUCAAAUGCCAUCCCUAAAAAUGAAGAGCAAAGUAAGCGUGAGCUGUUUAACAGAAACAAAGGACCUUCAUGUGUGUUCGAAAUCAAAAGUUAUCGCCAAAAGCCCAUGUUCUAAAAUCAUGAUCUCUACACAGAAGGCUGAAAUAGACACUACUUACCUAGAUGUUUCCUCAAGGACACAGCCGAAAGACAUAGCAUGCGAUCAAUCUGUUGACAGCAAAGAAUUUCUGGAUAAAGAGAAGUCUGAAUCAGAGCACCAAUUUUCUGUUUGUUCUUCUGUCCUGGGAAAAAUGGAACUAACCAACCCCUGUACAGCAAGCUUAGAAACAAUAUUUUCUCCUGCUUUUGAGCCCAUUGAAGAUCAUUCACAACAUUAUACUGAAAAAGAUGCAGGGAGCAUUGGUGAUGCAAACUUGGAAGGACUGGGAGCUGAUGAGGGAAGAACCAUAUGUGGUUAUGAGACAUGUGAUGUGUCUGACUUUUACAUUUCUGACAUGAUCAUUACAAGCUUACCCUUUGGUGGAAAUUCCUUUGAUGAUGAUAUCAGUGAAACCAACUGUCUAUCUGAUUAUGCAUCUGCUGAGCCUUCCAUGUUUACUGCAUCUGAACAGUACAUGAUCCUGCCUGCUCUCGAAGAUGAUAUUAAAGUUGGCUGUACUUCUGAUCUCAUAUCAUUUGAAGAAACUGUGAUGGUUCGAGAAAGUGCCAGUUUGUAUUCGGCAAUGUGUCAGAUAAGAUCCUGCAACCAGGAGUUAGAUGUUAAAAGUGACUUGGAUAAAUCAGAGUGCUUUGAUCCACAAUCAUUUAUCAAGAAUCUACCAGAUCUAUCAGAAAUAGAAGGGAAUGGGCAGCCAACCCUAAUUCCUAAGCAAUCUCCAAGAAGAAAAUCAAUAACUCUAGUGCUUGAUUUAGAUGAAACGCUUGUUCAUUCUACACUGGAACACUGUGAUGAUGCGGAUUUCACUUUUAGUGUUUUCUUCAAUAUGAAAGAAUACACGGUAUAUGUGAAACAAAGGCCUUAUCUCCAUGCAUUCUUGGAGAGAGUAUCAGAGAUGUUUGAAGUAGUUAUUUUUACUGCCAGCCAGAGCAUAUAUGCGAAGCAACUACUUGAUAUAUUGGAUCCUGAUGGAAGAUUUAUCUCUCGUCGCAUGUAUAGAGAAUCAUGCCUUUUCUCAGAUGGAAAUUACACAAAAGAUCUUACUAUAUUAGGUGUUGAUCUUGCAAAAGUUGCUAUAAUUGAUAAUUCACCUCAGGUUUUCCGGUUGCAAGUGAAUAAUGGUAUUCCUAUAAAGAGUUGGUUUGAUGAUCCAUUAGAUUGCGCACUGAUGUCACUACUUCCUUUUCUUGAGACCUUGGCUGAUGCUGAUGAUGUCCGCCCUAUCAUAGCAAAGAGAUAUGAAUUGGUUCCCCUUUCUUCUCAGUUGACAAAUGUGGAGUUCUGUGUUUCUCUCAAAAGGUCUGAAUUGGAAGCCAUCAUCCUUGAUAAUUUCAAUUGAGUUGUCAAGAUUUGAGAGGUAACAAACUAGCUUUCCCGCGUUUUCCAUUAUUUCUUUAAACUUCAAACUAACUUGAUAUAAAUUUCCAUUCAAGAUUAUCCUGUACUGAGUUCUGGUUCAAGCAAUCAUUUUAUAUAUCAACUAAAUUGUUUUCUAAGCUUCCAAGUGAUCAGUUGUAAUGCUUAUCUUGAUAACUUGACCAUUUCCUUCAUAUGUAUCUAGACUUUUAUUGUCAUUGUGGAAAACAGUUGGCACAGGUGGAAGGAGAAUAAUAUAAUUUUGUAAAUAUUCUUGAGUAUCACAUACUUGGCUGUACUGCUAUAUACUUUACUAGAAAUAAAUUUACUAUUAUCAUCCUCUAUAAUGGUACGCGGGUGAUAUAAGAAGUGUCAUUUAUUAGGAUUGCCAUUGGUGUAUAUUAGAAAACAUAAGUUAAGAUUGAAUUACCUGUGUGACAAUGAUUUUACUUCAAUGGUUUACAAAUGGAUAGGAUAUCCCUAAUGCUAUGGCUGACAGCCGGAGGAUGUUGAGUGUUGCCUGCAGUGUUGUAUCUUCCGAUAUAGUUUAUUAAACUUAAAUGUUUUACGCAGCCGUAUCAGUGUAACCCUCUCCAGAGUAUCGACUUAUAAGUCAACCUUAGUGCAGUGGACUUGUUUGAGGUAAUCUAAUAUAACAACUACAACAGGAGGUGAUAUAUUUUAAAAGGACUAAUAUAUUAUUGUCGUUAUAUCAUCAGUAUGCUACAGUGAACAAUUUAACUAUAUGUGAUCGAAUGGAAAUAUUGGAAGUUAAGUAUCUGUGUUUGUGCAUAUGAUAUGAUAUGUAUGUUUAUGUGGUUUAUUCUAGAAGAGAGGUGGUUUUUGGACCUUUUUUAAUCUGCCCGACAGUCCUUUAGGUUUGGAUUAUAAGUUCAUAGACUUGGCCUGUAUUAAAUAGCUGACUAUCACUGCUUUAAUGAUUGUCUGCUAUUCCUUCCUAUCUUCAUAUGCUUUCAUGAUUUUGCAUCCAUUGCCUGCAGGUCUGUGAAGAAAAUUUUAUUAGAUUAUCCCUCUAAUGGCUGUUUGAUAGGUAUGUAAAUUUUGAUUACACAGGAAUCCAGAAGAUAUGUUAAUUAUAUUGCCAUAAUAUUUUAACCAUGUUUCACCUUCCUUACCUGAAGCAAGGCGCUGUGUAAAGUUGUAAAAUCUAACUGGGAAAUUUUAAGACAUUGUUAUUUUCUUUUU
Vigna angularis (adzuki bean) is the source of this 2950-nucleotide messenger RNA. RefSeq lists its product as uncharacterized. Gene Ontology annotation, molecular function: phosphoprotein phosphatase activity. The transcript has 10 exons. NCBI's taxonomy places the organism in Eukaryota, Viridiplantae, Streptophyta, Magnoliopsida, Fabales, Fabaceae. The coding region runs from base 237 to 1727 and encodes 496 amino acids. The record is from RefSeq and is a predicted model, not a curated record.